AUGGUAGAGCUUAUUUAUCAUUUUGUGACGCUUCAACAUGGUUAUUACGGCACCGCCAAGGACCUCAGUUACUUUGUCGAACUCCUGCGUCGGGAGACGUCGUCGUCUAAUACCUUCGUCAUUUUAGAGCCGACGGUGAAUUCUUGGAAUCGCACAGGGGAUGGGAUUAUGGAAUGUGGUGAAAGAGUAGCAAACUACGUCAUGAAGAGGGUAGAGGACGCUUUAGCGCCAUUGGAUCCAACUGAGAUUGAGGUUGGUACAUCUUCAGUGACAGAAGAUAAAGGUGAAGGGGUAUCUUGCGGCGGCAGAAGCACACGAACGGCCUCGACCGCACAUUUGCAUUUUAGCUUUGUAGCUCAUUCCAUGGGGGGGCUUAUCAUCCGCGCAGCGCUUCCACUCCUCGCGGCCUCUCUGCGUAAAAGGUAUGACUGUCGAUUCCCUUUUGAAGUUCCUGGGGCAGACAGUUUUAUAAAGGGCAACGACCCCCACAAGAGCUUUGUUGAAGUAUACUGGGAAACAUUCUGCACAAUCGCAGCCCCUCAUGUCGGUGUUGCCCAGAUGCCCUCGCGCCUAAAGCGGUGGGUGGUGGACCAGUUUGUACCCUUGUCCUCUACUCUGCGCGACAUGUUUCUGGUUUCCGACACACUGAUCGAUAUUCUCCUGCAGGACCCUUACUUGGAUAUCUGGAAGGCCUUUAAGCGGCGCAUUCUCGUGGGCGUUCUGGGAGACCAAACGGUCAUGGCAUACAGCUCUGUGUUUUGCGUUUUACCAACGGACCAGGGGUCGCUUCGGGUGCACAGUCAGAUAGGAAAGGAAGAGGAUCCCUCAAACCAUUCUUCUAGAGAUAGUGCAGCCGCGAUGUUACCGGUGGUUUCGACGCGGGAGGAGUUGCCAUCGGCCUUGACCUCUACGCUGCGCGAACUCACUCCGGAGCGGUGGCCGGUGGACAUCUUACCACGCGAGCGGGACAUCGCAGCGCGCAUCAUCGAGCGCGUGGGGCCUUUUGAGCACUGUCUUGUGGAUUUCCAGGCACGUCUGGUGAAGCACUUUAAAGGUGGCGGGUUCUGGAGUCGUUUGGGAGCGCGUCGAUUUGGACAUCGCGCUGUUAUUUGCAAAUACCCUUGUAAUAAUCGAGAGAUCUUUGGUUUCUUGUGCGAGCAUAUUGCCGAAGAUGUGCUGAUUCAAGCAGUUGAACAAGCAUGUCCUUCGGAUGAACUGACCUUGGCUGCGUGA
Phytomonas sp. Hart1 is the source of this 1233-nucleotide messenger RNA. The record is from the annotation of a GenBank genome assembly. NCBI's taxonomy places the organism in Eukaryota, Euglenozoa, Kinetoplastea, Trypanosomatida, Trypanosomatidae.